AUGGCAGCCAACGGGAUAUUGCAGUUCGUGGAAGCGACUGCGGCGCUGUGGCCGGACGAGGCGGCGCAGUAUCCAAUCGAGCAGCCCUGUUUCGGGUACAGGCCUUGCUUGACCUUGGUGGCUUCCAAGCAGGAUGCAGUGCAUUGCGCACAACUGCGAGCCGUGUUGCUAGCCAGCGGGCCGGUCACGUGGCCGCCUGCCGCAACGCUGGUUUGCUUGGGUGGGGCGCAGGGGGGGGGGGGGGGGGGCCUGGGACUCCACAGAAGCAAUAUACUACGCCGCCGGGACUGCAGAGGCGCACUUGGCCGCCGGCUGCGCCCAGAAGUGGGCGCAGCCGGCGCAAGCCGUCGGCGCCGACCAGCAGCGCUACAGGGGUGUGCAAAACGGGAACUACCAGGAAAGCGAUGUGCGCCCAAGAGCCGCCUCAGAGGUGGCGUGUGGCUUGCACCGGGACACCUCAGUCAGCGGGCGCUGCUGACGGGUCCUCAGUUAGCCCGUAAAGAACACGAGGACCUGCGACUGGACUCCUUGCAACACCACCUGAGGAAGGCUCCCAGCGAGGAAGAAGCCGGGCCCCCUGCACAACAGCCUAGGGGGGCCUGCCCUAACGCUAAACGGCAGAGGAAAACGAUUAUGAAAAACGGACAUGAUGGGGAGGCUGCAACAACCACCUUCAGCAGCUCUCCGACACCAACACCUUUGUCAUGGGUCACCGCAUCAGCUGAGACUCUGCACUAUGUUCCCAUUGGAGCUGUUGACCAUCUUACCAGCCCAGAGAGUAGUAAUGAGAGCCACUGCUGAAGAGCAUCUGGUCAUCAGUAGUCAUUCUGUUGAAGCAGCCAGAUGACAACGAGACUGCUUCUCAUCCUUCAAGAAACUGUCAAAAACCAAUUCCAAGCAGCAACUUCAAGACUCUUACAAGAUACAUUUUCAUCAAGCCAACUCUGCUAUGAGAUGAAGAAAAGUUUGGCUCUUGGAGCUCCACCAGACCAUAUAAGCCUUCCUCCAUGCCGAAGACGCACUCAAUGCAAGAAAGCUCUGGAAAGACUCCUUGGAUGAUUGCGAACCGGGACGGUCGGUGAGCGGGCCCGCAACCUAAAAGACCUUGUCACUCAGAUCCAUCAUCACCCCCAAAAAAAGCAACAACCUAAAAGACCUUGUCACUCAGAUCCAUCAUCACCCCAAAAAAAACCAAGAGACAAAACUACUUCUCAUCUGCACUGUAACGGCAGGAUGCUUGAACACUGAAACUUCCACCUCUACAUGUGACCAGGAUACAGGCAUCCUACCAGUACAGGACCAUCAUCAUGUCGCCAAAGUCAAAGGGCCCAUGUAUAUCCCCAUGGGUCUUUGAGGUUCCAGGUCAUGUAUUGCACAUACAUGAAAUGGAGCCUCAAAGACCAAUUGGGGGGCCCUUUGAGGACCGGGACCAAUUGGUCCUCGGUCUUCCCUUACUGCAGUAUUACUAAGCAUAACACGUGUAGCCCUCCUUUUGAAUGAUUUGGCGAUUUGAAACCUUCAGUGACACUUUUUUCGAGGCAGUUGUUCACUCUAUUAAAUUUCCGACUAGACCAUUCCUCUUACUACAACCCCACCAUAAGGGGCGCCUGGUGGUACGCUGACUGUUGUAAGGAGGGUGACAGAUCCUUUAGUUUGUGGGCCACAUCGCUUCAUCGGACAGUGAGCCCGAUUUGGUUUCAUCUCACGAAUCUUGCAGACAAUGCAGAAACAAUUUCUCAGUUUUUUUCAACAUUCCGUUUUAUGUAAAUGUAAUUUGAGCAUAGACAUACUGGUGUUUGAAUCUUUCCAAGCCAUACACUGUUCCAAAUCAUCUAUUGGAAUAUAUCAGAUGUUCAUAUGACCCUGUUGUAAAAUGAUCAUGCCACGCCAAUUAAAUAAGAUAAAAAAUA
Molecule: messenger RNA, 1910 nt
Organism: Schistocerca piceifrons (Central American locust)
Lineage: Eukaryota; Metazoa; Arthropoda; Insecta; Orthoptera; Acrididae
Exons: 6
Coding region: 1-801 (266 amino acids)
Source: RefSeq, a predicted model, not a curated record